This is a messenger RNA of Aspergillus alliaceus, 441 nucleotides long. RefSeq lists its product as uncharacterized. The coding region runs from base 1 to 441 and encodes 146 amino acids. The record is from RefSeq and is a predicted model, not a curated record. The transcript is spliced from 2 exons. Lineage: Eukaryota; Fungi; Ascomycota; Eurotiomycetes; Eurotiales; Aspergillaceae.
AUGCAGCUCCUCUCUACCUUAACUAUUCUCGCCGCAGCCGCACCUCUUGCCAGUGCAUGGACGCUCAGCUUCUACGAGGGAAAGGAAUGUGAUGGCAGAAACGUUGCAGGCAGAGGUGAUGACAAGUCCGUAGCCUAUCUAGCACUUAGAUAUCUUGUGUCUUUGAAAGCACACUAUGACCGGUUCUUCUUCGAUCAUGUCAACCGCCAUCUCAACCAGAAGCCUACCAGACGAAGGACCCAUGAUUGGCUCGAUGGUUACGAUCUCUCGUUCGAUUCGCCUCUCAUGUCAGACCUUCCGAAUGUUAAUAAUAUUAACAAGGAUACUUCACCAUGGGCUCCUUUUCCAAUCGAAAUCGAAUCCACCGGAAUAGCCCGUCUGGCUGAUCCAGAUGCCGAGACCUUCGGUAAACGGGGUAGUGCCGCCACUACUGGUGCCUAA